Messenger RNA from Paramecium sonneborni, 1064 nucleotides. NCBI's taxonomy places the organism in Eukaryota, Ciliophora, Oligohymenophorea, Peniculida, Parameciidae. The record is from the annotation of a GenBank genome assembly.
AUGAGUAAGUGGAAAAACAUCGUAAACAGGAAAAGUAAAAACUUAUAAUUAAAUUAUAGACAAAUAUUAGAAUUCAUACUUGAAACUCAAAAUUAUGAUGAAAGAGAAAGAAUUUAUCGAAAACUAAAAAAACAACUAAAAGCUAAAAAUAGCAAGAAGAUAAGUCUUGAUACUGUGUUGGAUUAUAUAUUUUGAAUAUAAAAUAAAUAUUUAAUCUCAUAAAAUGGAUGUAAGACUACUUAAAUAUGACAUUUUUUCAUCACCAUUUGCUCAUAAACCUUCAAAAGGCUAUCUACCUAAAUACGCUGAUAGGAGUUUGACAUCAUUACUAAAAUAUAAAAAUGAAACAAUAAAACAGCCAAUCCAUUCAAAGAUAUUCAAACCUUAUGGAGAAGAAUCAGAAACAAAGACUUAGUAACUUAUGUAUACAACUGGGAAAUUAUCUUAUUCAAGUUCUGUUAAAAAUAUCAAUAAACUUCCAGAAGUUUAAUUAGAUCCAAAAGCCGUAAAAUUGCUUGGAUAAGGUAGACAUUAUUUAAGAAGUGAUUAUUAAACAAAAAGAAGAAAGAAGGAACAAACAAAAAAUAAUUAGCAAAUAAAAAAUCAUUCUUCUGAUUACCUAAUGUAAAAUAUAUAACUGAAGUUUUGUGAGAAAUCUGUAAAAUCGUAAUUCAAAGCAAAUCUAAUUUUUUUCAAGAAAACAAAAAAUAUUCCAGCUUAGAUAUAAUUGUUGAAGAAAGAGGAAGAAAAAAAAUCAAUGCCUGAAACAAAGAAUGACUUUUAUGAUUCUCGAUAAAGAAAAAGAUAGAUGCCUGCUUAAAAAUAAUAACAUACAGAUCAUUCAAUGUUUUCAAGCACUUUUAGAGAUAAUUUUUUGAAAAGUCAAAGAAGCAAUUUUCAUCCUAAACCGAUUAGUUAAGAAAAAUCUACAAGACAUGGACAUAAAAAGACCUAGUCUGUCUAGUAUUUUAUAUUAAAUAAAUUUAAUUAGAACACAGAAUUAAAUGGAAGAAGGAAAUAAAGAAGUACCUCUUUUUAGCAAUAAUCAUCAACCUAAUAAUUGA